Molecule: messenger RNA, 1050 nt
Organism: Oncorhynchus gorbuscha (pink salmon)
Lineage: Eukaryota; Metazoa; Chordata; Actinopteri; Salmoniformes; Salmonidae
Product: zinc finger protein 239-like
Exons: 3
Coding region: 1-1050 (349 amino acids)
Biological process (GO): regulation of transcription by RNA polymerase II; central nervous system development
Cellular component (GO): nucleus
Molecular function (GO): DNA-binding transcription factor activity, RNA polymerase II-specific; RNA polymerase II cis-regulatory region sequence-specific DNA binding
Source: RefSeq, a predicted model, not a curated record
AUGAGUUCACUUUGCUACUCCACUCCUGCUGAAGAAGAGGCUGUCACAGUUAAACAAGAAGUAGAGGAUGAGGCUGUUACUGUGAAAGAAGAAGAGAAAGAAGUUACUGUGACAGAGAAAGAAGCUUUCAGAGUGAAAGUGGAGGAGGAAGGAGUUUUCAGAGUGAAGAUGGUGGAGAAGAUUACUGGCACGUUGGAGGAGGAGGAAGAGGAGACGGGAGGUCUGAGUAACGCCAGAGAGAGACAUGACUACCGUGGAUCAUCCGGGGAGCCUCAAGAACAUCCUGAUUCUGAGGAAGCAGAGAAGAGCCUCUCCACAUCAGAACACCUCAUUAAACACCGGCGGACACCUACAGGGAAGAAACCGCUCCGCUGCUCUGACUGUGGGAAGAGUUAUUCAAGAUCAGAUUCACUAAAAUUACACCUGAGAAUUCACACAGGUGAGAAGCUUUUCAACUGUGAUCAAUGUGGGAAGAGUUACUCAAGAUCAGAUUCACAAAAAUUACACCUGAGAAUUCACACAGGUGAGAAGCUUUUCAACUGUGAUCAAUGUGGGAAGAGAUGCACCUCUUCGUCAGAACUUAAAAUACACCAGAGAAUCCACACAGGAGAGAAACCUUAUCGCUGCUCACAGUGUGGCAUGACUUUCUCCAGAUCACAUUCAUUGAAAUCACACCUGAGAAUUCAUACAGGAGAGAAAACUUAUGGCUGUUAUCAAUGUGGGAAGAGUUUUGCUCAGUCAAAUAACCUGAUAUCACACCAGAGAACUCACACAGGAGAGCAGCCUUAUAGCUGUUAUCAAUGUGGGAAGAGUUUUGCUCAGUCAACCAACCUUAAAUCCCACCAGAGAACUCACACUGGAGAGCAGCCUUAUAGCUGUGAUCAAUGUGAGAAGAGAUACUCUGAUUUAAGAGAUCUGAUUAAACAUCAGAAAAUGCACACAGUAGAUCCACAGAGAAUGGUAUGUCCAACACCAGACCUGGGUAGUAGAACACAGAGAAUGGUAUGUCCAACACCAGGUGGCAGUAUGGUGGCACAUCACCGACCAUGA